Molecule: messenger RNA, 1776 nt
Organism: Saccoglossus kowalevskii
Lineage: Eukaryota; Metazoa; Hemichordata; Enteropneusta; Harrimaniidae
Biological process (GO): intracellular protein transport; protein localization to synapse; presynaptic active zone assembly
Cellular component (GO): membrane; cytoskeleton of presynaptic active zone; glutamatergic synapse
Molecular function (GO): structural constituent of presynaptic active zone; small GTPase binding
Source: RefSeq, a predicted model, not a curated record
AUGUCCAGCGCUGAAAACAAACGUAGAACUAAAUAUAUAUCCAGAACAUUGAAUCCAGAGUGGGAACAAGUAGUGUUUUAUAGAAAUAUUCACCCAUUGGAUUUGCAAAAGAAAAGUGUUGAGUUUACUGUUUGGGAUUAUGAUAGAUUUUCACCAAAUGACUUCAUGGGAGAGGUACUCAUCGAUUUGACAGACAAUCAUUAUUUAGACAAUAGACCACGCUGGUUUAAGCUGCAUGAACAUGAUGAAAACAACAGUGCUGAACUUCCGAAGCCUAAAACGCUUUCUCCCACUAUGAGUCGACGCAGACAACAUUCCACGGCAGCUCCAAUCGCUUUGCAAAAAAGUCGCAGUCACACCGAUGUCAUGGAUGAUCAGCCAAUUAUGGAACACCGACAGGGCUCUAGAAUUGACCAAAAGGCUCGUUCUCUCACCCAGCUUGCUCAAACGGAAAGCAGUGAAAACGCCAAGGAUCAACCCUAUGGUACCACUCCUUUGAAGGCCAAACGUCCUCAUAUGCAGUCUUCUUUCUGGAAAGAAGAUCCCAUAUCCAAGACGAUUGCUCACGUAACCGACUGCCCUGUUAAUUUAGAAAAUGAGCGGCAGAAGACUGCCACCACUACCCCCAUUACGUUUUCAUCAAGUACACUACCUUCAGCCAGAUCCAGUUCCACUAUACGUACAAGAUCGUCCCGCAAAGAUUAUUCUCCGGACGAGCCCCAUGACGCUGCACGGGUCGCACUUGCUGCGGCCGAAGCAGUCGUACUACAACUACAGCCAGCACUGACAGAACAAGAAAGUCAAUACUAUAACGCCCCUCUGCAGAUCCAAAAACCAUACAUCAGUGAUGAAACUAUACAGUUAGGCGCCAGCCAACUGGAGCCAUCAACUGAUAUACCAAUCAGAAGAACGCUUUCAGCAGGAGAUGCUACACCGUCCAUAGAACAUUUAGCCAGCACGAGUAUAUUGCGAAGAAGGCAUGGCUACGGAUCCAGCGAUACAACAGACAGCAGUGAAACCGGAACACCUCGUUCUAGUAGGCAUAGUAGCAGGGACAGAUCACGUUCCAAGACAUCGCCACACAGAACGAUACGCGAAGAAAGUGUAACUAGCACCAUAUCAUCGUAUUAUACAGCAACCGAUUCCGCUAUGCCUUCAAUGAAUUAUGGUCAAGCAGACAGUUACCACAUGCCGCCACUACAACCAAUAACGUCGGCGCAUGCACAUACCGAGGAACACGGCCGUGAUAUGUCACCAGGAACACAUCAAUAUGGCAAAGAAUCGAAACGAUCCCCAAGUCAUCACCAUCACCAACACAGAAGUCAUUCUCGGAGCAAACAUGAAAAGCAUCGAUCUCGUUCUAUUGAAACCAAUCAAUUUCCCACGGAGCAUAUGGGACAAUUUUCAACUCAUUCGUUGCCAAGCAACGUCUCAUUUACAAGAACACCAUCAGAAACGUACAUACCCAAUCUCGAUUGUAGAUCAGAGGCAAUGUUGGAUGCACACACAUCCGGAUAUAGUGAUACGCCAUGGAUUGCCAGGCAACCACCUGGAGCCCAAGAUAUUCACAUGAACACCAAAGCAGCAAUGUACACAAGAAUGUUACUUGGAGACCUUGGUCCCGGCCAGGUUAUCGACCCAGAAAUGCCCAGUAAGCCUAUGAACAUUAAACAUUUCGCAGCCGAUGUUUGUGAUUUAUUAAUUAACCCACGUUGGCGUUGCUCAUAUACAACAUUUAUCAGGAAUACAACCCACACCAAUCCACAUGUCCAUUAA